This is a messenger RNA of Fusarium odoratissimum NRRL 54006, 429 nucleotides long. RefSeq lists its product as uncharacterized. The transcript has a single exon. NCBI's taxonomy places the organism in Eukaryota, Fungi, Ascomycota, Sordariomycetes, Hypocreales, Nectriaceae. Bases 1 to 429 code for a protein of 142 amino acids. The record is from RefSeq and is a predicted model, not a curated record.
AUGUCGUCUCCUCACACCUCAACUCAGCCAUCAAAUAAGGGCGACACAAUUCACUGCGACGACUUGAAAUGGCUCCCCCUCGCCCCCAAGAUCUGGAUCAAACUCAUCAAACUCACACCUGAAACCGGUUCUUACACAGUCAUGAUCAGAGCCGAGCCAGGAGGCGUCCUACCUCGCCACCGACACGUCAAGAGCGCCGAGAUCUACAUCUUGAAGGGAAACGGGGAUCAUCCACAGGCUGGACACUUUGAGAAGGGAGAUUAUGUUUCAGAACAUGAGGGUGCACGACAUGAUCCGCUUGUUUUUGAAGUGGAGACGGAGAUGUUGAUGAUCAGCGAGGGUCCUUCAGUGUUUGUGGAUGAUGAUGGAAAUGAUCUUUAUGCGAUGGAUAUUCCAAUGCUCCAGAAUCUUGCGGCCUCUGUCGUUUGA